AUGCUAUUCAACACAGUGUUGCCAUUUGCUCUUUAUGGUCCUCCUGUAGCUCCAGUUAUAAUAAUGUGUAGUACAUCAAUUAGAAUCUUUGUUGCAAAUUUUAUAAAUAAUGUUUUAAUAAUUAUGAUAUUAGAAAGUACUUCGAUAUUAGCUGGCUAUGUAAUGAUAUUUAUACCAUGUACUGCACCAAAAUUCGAAGAACAUUUAUUAAAUUGGUGGUCAAAAUUUAAAGGACUCUUCAGCAAUGAAAGCCAUUGCUAA
This is a messenger RNA of Rotaria sp. Silwood2, 261 nucleotides long. The record is from the annotation of a GenBank genome assembly. Lineage: Eukaryota; Metazoa; Rotifera; Eurotatoria; Philodinida; Philodinidae.